CACACCCCCAAGCACAAGCACCAUGUCACCCGUCCCCGUUACUGAGACUGCUACCACUGUGCAGCCGACGCUCAAGCUGCGCGGCGACGCUAGCCAGACGACGUCGGCGUACCCCGAGCUCGACGUCAAGGGCUACACCGUCGUCCGUGGCGCCAUCCCACCCGAGCGCGCGGCAGAGUACGUCGACCAGAUGUACCAGUGGCUCGAGUCGUUUGGGCGCGGAUUCAAGCGCGACGACAGGAGCACAUGGCACGUCAACACGGUGCCCAAGUUUGACAAGGGCGGCCUGUUCCACCGCUACGGCGUCGGCCAUGAGCAGUUUGCGUGGGACAUUCGCAGCGAGCCCGGAGUUAUCGACGUGUUCGCCAAGCUCUGGGGCACCGACGAGCUCACCGUGUCGUAUGACAGCGUCAACAUCUCGCUCCCGCUCGAGAAGGAGCUCACCGAGCAGCAGGCGUCGCGCUGGCCCCACACCGACCAGAGCCCGACGCGCAGGUUCAAGAACUGCGUGCAGGGCAUUGUCAACCUGUACCCCAACGGCCCGCUCGACGGCGGCCUCAUGGUACUCGAGGGCUCGAUGCCGCUGUUUGAGGAGUACUUUGCCACGCACGAGCACCUCGCGCCCGCCGAGGGCUGGUCGCCCGCCGACUGGUGGCUCCACACCGAGGAGCAGCUCCAGUGGUUCUACGACCGCGGCUGCAAGUGGGUCAAGGUCGAGGCCGGCCCCGGCGACGUCAUCCUCUGGGACUCGCGCACCAUCCACUACGGCGUGCACGCGCAGGGUACCGAGCCCCGCAUCGCCACGUACGUGUGCUACAAGCCCGCCCGCGACCUCAGCCCCGAGCGCCUCGCCCUCAAGCAGGAGUGCUUCGACAACUUCUGGAGCACCACGCACGACCCCAUCAACUUUAGGGUCACCAACGCCGACAUGAAGGGCUGGAAGCUCGAGGACUGGGAGUACCUCGGCCCCCGCCAGCCCCCCGUGCUCACCGAGCGCGCCAAGAAGCUCGCCGGACUGGUUCCUUACUAGGCGGCGCGGGCGUUCUGGGCGGUUGCGACGGCGAGGCCGAGAGGCAACGCGGCGCCAAGCCGACGCCGAGGGGGGACCGAGCGGAAGCGAGAGUGCGCCGAAGAGGAGGGGAUGAGCGUUGAUUGCAGGUACACGCAGUGCUUGCCUGGCGUGCUUGCUGCACGCAUGCACGCCGCGCUCGAGGUCAUUAUAGUAAGCAGCAUGAGUUUGUUAGAGAGUUGUGGUCGGCUGUGACUGCGGAUUGAAUCAUGUACAAAGUGGAAGCGUUGAAA
This is a messenger RNA of Vanrija pseudolonga, 1302 nucleotides long. RefSeq lists its product as uncharacterized. The coding region runs from base 23 to 1030 and encodes 335 amino acids. The record is from RefSeq and is a predicted model, not a curated record. NCBI's taxonomy places the organism in Eukaryota, Fungi, Basidiomycota, Tremellomycetes, Trichosporonales, Trichosporonaceae. The transcript has 2 exons.